GCAGGCGAUUGCCCCUCUCGAACUUUGAGGCCGAGAGGAUAGGAGAUCAUCGUUCGACUCAAAACCAGUCUCACGUUCAGACACGCCUCGGAGAGGAUGAGGAGCUGAACAGAGAGCUCCGCACAUCGUCUUCUUCCUCCUGUAGAAGCCCUUCCCAUCCCUUCACUUCGCUGUUCAGCCAUGUCUUUCGCUCUCUUCCACACCCCCAACACGCCCCACGCACGCCUUCGCAUACCCACCGCCGCCGCCGCCGUCAGCAGCAGCAGCGGCAGCAAGCUUCUCUUCCACACCCCUCCUCCCGCCGCUCUCUUCAAGCCGCUCCGGCCCCACGACUCUCCUCCUCCGCCGCCGCCGUGCCUCUCCCGGUCCAUCGCCCCGCGGCCCGUCGUGGCCCUCUGCGCCAAGAAGAAGGUGUCGCAGGGGAUGAAGGAGCAGAAGUGGACCCACGAGGGGGUCAUCGUCGAGUCGCUGCCCAACGGCAUGUUCCGCGUCCGCCUGGACAACGAGGACGUGAUUCUCGGCUACAUCUCCGGGAAGAUCAGGAAGAAUUUCAUCCGGAUGUUGCCCGGGGAUAAGGUCAAGAUCGAAGUGAGCCGCUACGACUCCACCCGAGGGCGCAUCAUCUACAGGCUACGCAACAAGGAUUCCGGUGAUUAGAGGCGAGUGCUUACUAACGGUGCGUAGCGUGCUUCAUGUGUUUGAUGAAAUGGCUCUGUUGGGUAUUCCUCUGAAGUGCUUUGGUAAUGGAAUUGGGAGGAGUUUGGGCACCUUGUUUUUGCUUAUGUAAUUAGUUUUAUAAUACUUUGACCUCUUACGUUCAAUAUGGCAUUUUUGGGGAGUGUUGC
This is a messenger RNA of Syzygium oleosum, 845 nucleotides long. Its product is annotated as translation initiation factor IF-1, chloroplastic-like. The coding region runs from base 181 to 657 and encodes 158 amino acids. Gene Ontology annotation, biological process: translational initiation. The transcript has a single exon. The record is from RefSeq and is a predicted model, not a curated record. NCBI's taxonomy places the organism in Eukaryota, Viridiplantae, Streptophyta, Magnoliopsida, Myrtales, Myrtaceae. Gene Ontology annotation, molecular function: RNA binding; ribosome binding; translation initiation factor activity. Gene Ontology annotation, cellular component: cytosol.